CCUCAGAUCAUGACCCUCUCGCUUUUGCCAUCACCACGUUGAAUCAGUGCUGUAACUUCAGCGGAUGAACGCCCUGCAAGUUGCCCGAGGACAACCCUGCAGCCACUAAAGCUUAGUGUGUCUUUAGCAGAUUUCGGGUCUGGGCUUGGCUUGUCGGGUCCCCAUGCAGGCGCACAUUUUAAGGUAUUUUCUGUGUUCGAGUCAAGCCAAGUCGCGUAUCAGACCGCGUUGAGACCAUGCCAAACCACAAACACCAGUGUAGGCAGGUGUAAAACGGCACCCUAUUUCAGUUGACUCACUGCAGUUUAUAUCUGUCUUUUUCGAGCUUCUUGCUAAAUUUUCACUUCAUCACUUUCAAAUCUAUUAAAUUACGGCUCCACAUCGAAUAAUCGUAAAUAAACAAGACAACAUUGGAUAUCGUAUCGAAUCGUCAAAACCCAAUUAUUCCCUAGCUCCCUUGGUGGCACGGAUUUCCCGCCGCGUGGUCAGUCUCAGCACCUGUCUAGACCCUAGGCCUUUCUCUCUGGGGCUCGCCCUCCACUUCAGUUCGGAUCUACGUGCUAGGCUUAUACGUUCUGGAAUCCCUCCAAUUGUGGUCCCUCUUCAGCGACUGGACUUUAUCUUCGCCCUAACAACGUUCACAACUCCAAACCUGGAGGCUUCCUAUUCCUGUCAUGAGUCCAAAUCAGCCUCUGGUUGAAAUUGCGCUGGAUAACAAUCGCAUUGCGCCUCCUCCCCCGUUCAAAACGGCAGAUACCCGACUGGACGCUCCCACUGAGACAGCACCAGCGACGGUUACGGGAGCGCGACAAGGUGGGGAUUUCGCGGUACCAUCCCAGGCCGACGCGCUCUCGCGAGCCUCCCACUCAAACCCGAUUGCAUCGAUAACGCCUACGCCUGCGCCUGCCAGCGAUAUUGCUGUUGAUUCAACAGCGGGAACUACAACCGCCCAUGCCGUCGUUGUCGCAGCUAUCGCCAAAAUGCAGCGCAAAUCCUCUGUCGACCGCGACGAUGGCUCUACACAGAGCCACCCUCACUCAAACACCGAUUCGCAAGAGACCACCAUGACCACUUCUACAGAUCCCGCAUUCACACCCCCAGCCAGCGAUGCCAGCAACUGCGCACCUGGCCCAUCAAGUCAGGACAGCCAGUUGUUACAGCUGUCCGAGAUUGCUGCUACUCAGCACAGAAUCGCAACAGAUCCCGCAAAUUCACGGAAGCGAAUGGCCGAUGGAGAGGUUAAAAGCCGUACGGAUAGCCAAAGUCCUGUAAAGAGCCAUUCAAGAAACCCAAGCGCUGUGAGCAGGACAUCAGCAGCAGGUGGCCAUAUUGGAGAGUUGUCCAACGAGUUAAAGACGCGUCUGUCGUAUGCCAUGAUCAAGGUCAAUAAGGGUUGGCAGUCAAACUCACUUGAAGAGGUAGAGAAUAUGGCGUCCCAAGCCGCAUCUCCAGUCUCAAGCACAUCGACAACAAUACAUAACCGACAGGGUUCCUCGGCAAGCCCUCGAAUACCCAUGAGCAAGCCACCAUCCUCGUCAGCUCCUCUACCACAUCCACACGGCUCUGCUGGCCAACGUCGAAAAUCAAAUACACCUCCAAGUUCAGCGUGGAACAAGCCUGCACUAGCGCCCCCAGCACCCAUCAGGCCUUCAGUUCCCGUGCCCAACUCCCAUGCGAAUCCACGCCGCAACUCCCACCCCAAUCGAACUCCGAAUAUGUUGACACAUUCUCAUUCCGCUUCGCCUCACACGCCUGGCCAACCCCCAACUGUGCCACAUGGACCCAAAUCACGCGUCAUGGGCGACCCAGUUCUCAUGUCACCGCAUCAAAAUGUUAGGGAACAAGAUGCUAUCGAGACUUUGUUGUUCAUGAGUAGUCCAGGCAACUCUGCCAAUCUGAAGCACGCUUUCUCCCCUACAGGAUCCCCAGGACCUAACACUGACAUGGCUCGACCUCCUCCUCCACGACACGCGUUGCCUUCAGGGCCGAGAAAACCGCUUCCUACAUCACAGCGGCAACCUCAGCAAACCCGAAAAACUCCCUAUGAUAAAUCACCCAUGGCCCCGCCACCUGGGUCGCCAAUGGACCUGGACUCACCACAGCAACAUUAUGCUGCACAGAACAGGGCAGCACCUAGAAGGCGAACCAUUGGUAGCCGAAGUCAGUUAAGAGGGACGCUCUCGCUGCCCAGUGGUAUCGGGCUAGGGAGCGGGAAAACAAGAAAACCACUGAGAGAUGAAGAUAUAGAAAGGAUGCUGGAUAAGGCGAGCGUGGAGGCAGCCGACAGCUCUGAUGAUGAGGAGAUUUUGAUUCCAAGACGGGCCGUCGCGGGAGUCAUGCAGUAAUAAGGGGUUGAUAUAUAUGUGUGGUCAUGAUAGGCGCCGCUCGUUCGUGUUGCCUUACCACAUAAGGGUCUGUUUUCCCAGGUAUCUUGGUGCCGCGCUUGGACCUCGCGAUUUGUCAUAUUAUACCCUUGUGAGAGUCAGGUUAACGAGGGUGUCGAGAGCUGUUCACUGUCGGAGCAGGAUGGUAUGAGAGGAGUUACGGAGCGGGUGGGCCCUUGUGGCCUUGGAAUAUUAUAUUGGUCUGUAUUUGCUACAGACCAGCGUGUUUAACUACGGUAUGGUGCAUCUGACCGUGCUUGGAUAUUCAUUUGUGUAUAAUGGGAUGGCAGAGCUUCUUGCAUGAAGGCAUGAGACGAAUCAUGUGUCCCGCGAUAUCGCGAAUAUCGCCAUGACAAAAUUGGCGUUUGAAGCAAUUGGUUUCAUAUAUAUAGGGCUGUGGCAUUUAUCAAUACCACAUUGCAUCCGUAGCCCGACUCACUUCACUGAAGACUUCUCUAGGUCAUGGAUACAUGCACAACGUAUACCGAUAUUUGGCCGUUUGAACUAGGCCGAGUCACGAACUGACUGAUCAAAAGGGAACGUGGUUUAUUUUGAUCUUAAGUGUGCGCAGUCGCGCUUGUGGUCAAGACAUUUGGGUUUCACCUAGAUAACCCUAGCCAGAUUUACACUCUAAAUAUACACAUAACGCCUGCCCAAGAACGCCUAACGAAGAUUUCCACCCAGUCAUAUGUCACAUCUCAUGCUUGGUUUCUGUGCUCUGGGAACAGAGCCAUCACCAAAC
Fusarium verticillioides 7600 is the source of this 3126-nucleotide messenger RNA. RefSeq lists its product as hypothetical. The transcript is spliced from 4 exons. Gene Ontology annotation, molecular function: transcription coregulator activity. Bases 675 to 2345 code for a protein of 556 amino acids. Gene Ontology annotation, cellular component: cytoplasm; SBF transcription complex. Lineage: Eukaryota; Fungi; Ascomycota; Sordariomycetes; Hypocreales; Nectriaceae. The record is from RefSeq and is a predicted model, not a curated record.